Messenger RNA from Brassica napus (rape), 1362 nucleotides. Its product is annotated as F-box protein At1g69090. Lineage: Eukaryota; Viridiplantae; Streptophyta; Magnoliopsida; Brassicales; Brassicaceae. The record is from RefSeq and is a predicted model, not a curated record. The coding region runs from base 76 to 1185 and encodes 369 amino acids. Gene Ontology annotation, molecular function: protein binding. The transcript has 2 exons.
UCUAAGUUAGCUCUUUAUAAACUUUCUCCAAUAGAAAGAGAGAGAAAAACCUACUUUUCUCCCAGAUUCCGCCGGAUGGCCUCUCACGUUGCCUCUGCUAUGGCAGUCACUCGACCAGGACCAAAAAGAAAACUCUGUUGCUGGUCCGAGCUUCCUCUAGAUAUCAUGCGAUUGAUCUUCGAGCGCCUUGGAUUUGCUGAUUUUGAACGAGCUAAAUCAGUUUGUUCAUCUUGGCAAACUGGUUCGGGAAAAUCUACGCCAAACAAUAAGAUCCCUUGGAUGAUUAUUUUCCCCGAGGAAAAGAAUUACUGUCUCUUGUUCAAUCCUGAAGAUACAGAAGGAAAGCUCUACAAAACCCAACAUCUUGGCGACGACUUUGCAAAGAGUUCUUGUCUGGCGACUUGUAGAAGCUGGCUUUUGAUGGAGUAUUGUCAUGAAAAUCCUCUUUACAUUUUAAAUCUCUUAACCCGAGAGAGGAUCAAUCUACUACCUAUAACAUCGGAUCAACGACUUGACUCUCCGAUAUUAUGGAUAGACGAUAAAACCAAAGAAUACCUUGUUAUAGGAGAAACUCUAGUUUAUUUCAAGAAAGGUGAUAAAUCGUGGAAACAAAUCCCGGAACAGUUGUCAGGUAUCCGAGACAUGGUAUUCAAAGAUUGCAAGCUCUAUUGUCUCACCAAUGAUGAACUCCAAAUUUUCGACUUUUCUGGUGAAUUUCCGCUACAAGCUUCCAAAGUUAGCGUAGGAGGGGGAUGCGUAAAACUAGCAAAAAAAGGCGGCCGGAUGAGAUUGCCUCGAAUUCCAUGGCAUGUCCAAGCGGUUCGCAGGAGGAAGAAUGUGGUAGUCACUGUACGAGGAGAUGUCUUAAUUGUUAAGAGCGAAAGUCCUUUUAUGUCCGAAACAUGGAACUUUAAAAUCUAUUCAUCAAAGGGGUUAGAGGAAAUUGUUUCUUUGGGAGAUGAGGCAAUUAUUUUGGAUUUGGGUAUUACAGUGCUGGCUAAGGACCAGGAAGGCGUCACUAGUAACUCCAUUUACUUCACUGGUGAUCAGAUAAAUUUGGACGACACUGAAAUCUUUGUAUUAAAUCUCGAUACGAAGAAGGUUGAAAAACUACCUCAACUUGUUUCUUCAUCUCUUUCAUUCUCUACAGUUCGUUGGUUCUUACCAAGUUUCAUGAAUGUUUGAUCCAUAUCUACCCUUCGUUGUUGUUUUGAAUUUAAGCUUUAACCAUGUACUACAUGCGAUAAGCUGCGGGAGGUUUAUAUAAAUUUUAUAUUUUAUUUUGUUAAUAUUAUGUUUAAUUCAGAUAAUAUAAUUCUACUACUCCAGAUAGUAUAUCUGUAUUUGCUUAAGCUUUUUGAA